AUGCCACCUAUACGAACCCGCGAUGCGAAAGCCGCCCCAGCAGCCAAGGGCGAGCCUGUAGUCAAGAAGCGCAAGGGUUUCAGCGUCGGACCUGCCAAUCUCCCAGAUGGCACAUAUCGCCGCAAGACCCAGAAACUAAAGGAGGAUCUGAUCCACAAGGCCAAAGUGAAGAAGGCCUAUGCUAAGGUCAAAGCACAAGAAGAAGCCAAUGCGCCCAAGAAAUCUGUUUACGACACCGUCGACGAAACCGAAACAACCAAGGAAGACGAAGCCGAAGAUGCCACAACCUUGGAACUACACCCCGACCGUGUCGCGAUGCUCAACGAGCCUGAGCCAGCUCCCGCACCCGCAAAAUCUGAACGCCGCCCACGCGGCGAUGGAAAUAAGAGAGAGCGCCGACCAAAGCCUUCUGCCUUCAACAAGGAAAUGGAGUUCGCAGAGAAGAGACGCAAGGCGGAAGAGGCUCGACAAAAGGAACGGGAAGCCAAGGUGAAGGAACGGGAGGCUCUCAUCCGCGCAAAGCGGCCGGAUCAGUUUGGCAAGCGGAGGUUGGGUAGGGAGAGCAAUGCGUUGCUCAGUCGCGUUCAGCGAAUGGUUGGUCAGUCCUAG
Molecule: messenger RNA, 609 nt
Organism: Penicillium olsonii
Lineage: Eukaryota; Fungi; Ascomycota; Eurotiomycetes; Eurotiales; Aspergillaceae
Source: the annotation of a GenBank genome assembly